AAUCUUUAUUCGAAAAGCUAGCAACCUAUCUGGCUAAAGUGCAAAAAGCUGAUUUUGCUGUCACUAUCGCUGAGCCUCAUGAGAUCUUUCAUAAGCUUUUAGAAACAGUAACAGAAGCCUCUUAUGACGAAGACCAAAAUGUAUUUACAAAUUUUUUGAAAGCACAAUUAGCAAAAGCUAGAAUAAAAAAUCCUAUAGCAGUAGCACUAGCUUUCCAAAGUCUGCAUGAAAAAAUAAUAAGUUCUAAAGUCAAACUCAGAUAUUUAAAAAGAAAUUUUGCCAAAAGGAAUUUGCUCACAGAAAAAAAUAAUAAUGCUCUUACUUCUGAUGUAGAGCAAGCCAGAGCUGAGGAUCUGUUGCCUAAUAAGAUUAUUAAUAAAGAGAAAGGUGAGGCAACAAAUAAGGAGGGUGAGAAAGCUAUUGGGAAGGAUGUAAUCAAUAGUGAGGAGGAUGAGGCAGCAGAAGUGAAGGGUGAGACAGCAGAAGUAGAGGAUGAGUUCGAUAAAGAGGAGAGUGUGAUUGAAAGUAAGAAGGGUGAGACUACAGAUAAAGAUGAUGAAAAAGAAAGCGAAGCUGAAAAUGUGUGGAAUGAUAGCAAGAAUGAAUA
Messenger RNA from Ambispora gerdemannii, 607 nucleotides. NCBI's taxonomy places the organism in Eukaryota, Fungi, Glomeromycota, Glomeromycetes, Archaeosporales, Ambisporaceae. The record is from the annotation of a GenBank genome assembly.